CUGCGCCUCAACUUUCUGUCCUUGGUUUACGUAGCAUCUUACGAGACUCGGUCUUCUUACACAGCAUGUCACCCAUUCCGUGAUUUCCUAGCAGUCCAAUUCCACCGCAUACCGCCCCACGUACUAUACCGUCUUCUCCUUCUCGACCAGCUGUUUCUGCAAUUGCACCGUUCCUACGCAUUUCCUAGACCGAGUACAUUCCGAGCUUAACAAUUUCCACCAUGAGCUCUAUACACGACUCUCGCAUACACAAGUGGUUCGCCGCCUCGCCACCGGUCGCGUGGACAAUACGGCAACUGCGAGAGAUCCUCAUCGGCUCCCUGAAGCAGGGCCCGAUCCCGCAGCAUGUUGCAUUCGUGAUGGACGGAAACAGGCGAUUCGCGCGAAACCACCAUAUUGAGACUGUAGAAGGGCACAACCUGGGCUUCGAGUCCUUGGCGAGGAUAUUAGAGGUCUGCUACAAGACCGGUGUAAAGGUUGUUACUAUCUACGCCUUCAGUAUCGAAAACUUCAAGCGCUCGAAACACGAAGUAGACGCUCUGAUGUCCAUGGCCAAGGUCAAGCUCGAGCAGCUGUCUGAGCACGGUGCACUUCUCGACCGAUAUGGAGCAUCCGUCAGGGUGCUGGGCCAGCGAGAGCUGAUCAAGCCCGAUGUGUUGAAGGCCGUCGACAGAGCAGUCUCGCUGACCGCGCACAAUAAGAAGGCCAUCCUCAACAUCUGCUUCCCGUACACAUCGCGACACGAGAUCACGACUGCAGUCAUGAAGACUGUCGAGACCUACAGCACGCCCAUCCACAACCUGCAAAGUCCUUCGAAGCGCACGUUCUCGGAAUCAGGUAUCACGCAGCAAAUUCGCAAGCAGUCCCUCAAGGAGGAUGCCGAGGGAGGGGAUGAGCAGCGCGAAUCACGGUCGUCCUCCCCAUCGAAAGAGGACAAACACGAUGACGAAAAUUCCUCGUCGAGUUCGACAGCGAUCAACCCAUCAGAGAAGGAUGAUCUGCACAACCACCAAUUCCUGGAUUCUGAGGCGAUCACCCAUCAAACCCUAACGGACAACAUGAUGACAGCGGAUGCCCCACCGCUUGACUUGCUAGUGCGUACGUCCGGUGUGGAGCGGUUGAGCGACUUUAUGCUAUGGCAGUGUCACGAAAACACUUCGAUCGUGUUCCUGAAGUGUCUGUGGCCAGAGUUCGACUUGUGGCAGUUCCUACCGGUGCUGGUCGAAUGGCAAUGGCAACAGAAGAAGAUCGAGGAGGCGGCAGCACAACAACAGAAAAGCCGUGGGCGGUCGAAGUAAGACUAGAAUCGCCUCGCGAGGCAGCUGGAGUGCAGCGAUCAAGAUGCAUCGAUGAUACCCCCGGAGCGAGCGUGCUUAUUCAUAGUGAAUGCAACUUUUGGCAAAUCAAAAUGCGCACCAAAAU
This is a messenger RNA of Didymella exigua CBS 183.55, 1422 nucleotides long. RefSeq names its product Undecaprenyl diphosphate synthase. Lineage: Eukaryota; Fungi; Ascomycota; Dothideomycetes; Pleosporales; Didymellaceae. Gene Ontology annotation, cellular component: lipid droplet; dehydrodolichyl diphosphate synthase complex; endoplasmic reticulum. Gene Ontology annotation, molecular function: ditrans,polycis-polyprenyl diphosphate synthase [(2E,6E)-farnesyl diphosphate specific] activity. The transcript is spliced from 3 exons. Bases 222 to 1298 code for a protein of 358 amino acids. The record is from RefSeq and is a predicted model, not a curated record.